This is a messenger RNA of Scheffersomyces stipitis CBS 6054, 567 nucleotides long. It is a transcript of the gene RMP1, whose product is annotated as Rmp1p. Gene Ontology annotation, biological process: nuclear-transcribed mRNA catabolic process, RNase MRP-dependent; maturation of 5.8S rRNA from tricistronic rRNA transcript (SSU-rRNA, 5.8S rRNA, LSU-rRNA). The record is from RefSeq and is a predicted model, not a curated record. Lineage: Eukaryota; Fungi; Ascomycota; Pichiomycetes; Serinales; Debaryomycetaceae. The coding region runs from base 1 to 567 and encodes 188 amino acids. Gene Ontology annotation, cellular component: ribonuclease MRP complex. Gene Ontology annotation, molecular function: rRNA primary transcript binding. The transcript has 2 exons.
AUGCUUGAGCUUAUCUCUCCGGAGCAGACUACGGCUCUCACAAAUGAAUACUAUAUCCUCCAUUUGCUCUACCAUAGAGGAAGAAACCAGCACAGACUUACAGUAUGGUGGAAAUACUUGAAUAUACUUCACCGAUACGUACGAAAGAUCAUAAAACUAGCUGUAGACAUAGCUAGAAUAAAGUCCAAGGCAAAGAAGGAACACAAACAAAAACAGAUAGUCGAUAUUAUCGUAUACUUGGAUCUGCGAAAGGUGUUCACCAAGGCAUACUAUGAAUUCAACGGUGUAAUAGCCCUUGGCCAGUUUAUAAACUUGGGAUUGACAUUGGUGGGCAAUUUGACAAAGAUAUGGGCAAUUUUGAUGCAAAAGAAGAAGAAAUCUUCUGCUACUUCGUCUCGUGUCACACUGGCUGAGCCAGAAAGAGAUUCUACCCCAAAUUCAACGUCUAAUAAGAGCAUUGACUCUAUGUCUAUGGAUGACAUCUUUGGUGAUACAAAGAAACCUAAGAAGAAAGAGAAGAAAAAGAAAAAGCUGGCAAAGAGUGCAAUGGAUGAUAUCUUUGGAUAG